AUGGUUUCCGAAACUUUGGCUUUCCCUCCCGGUCUUGCUUGCCCUUGCCUUCGGCGCUGCCCACCGAUUUCUUCGCGGGGGGGCGGGGCGUCAAGUCGAUCUGCACCGGCAGCAGGCAGUCCCAAUGUCGCCCAGCAAGUGCGACGGGCCCGCACCCGCAAUCCUUUACCCCCGGGCUUGGGGUUCGUUCGUCCACGCUUUGAAGCAGUUCCAGACCCCUCUCGCGUCGCCGGUUCAAGUACAGACGCAACUGCAACUUCAGCCACUACUGUCGUCGAUCGACGACCCGCCGGGCAGCGUCAACGACACCAACGCGCAAGAGAGCGAUCGAGCCAGACCGUCCCAACUGCGCUGCUACCGUUGCCAGAAGGGCCUUUUCCCCGGCACGAUCUUGGAUCGAUGACGUUGCAAUGUCCGAUCUGUUCGGCUCUACACUGGGAGUUCGAAAGAUCACCGACCCCAGGCAGCGCCACACCCCCGGAGCUGCUCGCGCCUCUGACUGGCGAUGGCCCAGGUUAGUACACGUCGAUUCGUUCAACCUGCUAGAUUGAGUACAGCGGACUAACGGCCUUGCUGACUAUCCGUGAAACAGUUGAGAAGACUUUCCGGGACGGUAUGCUUGCAUUCAAAGAAAACCUUGCUAUGGCAUCAUUCGGCACGAGCAAAGGCCACGACAUCAACAGCCGCUCCGGGCCACCAUCUUUCUACCUGAGCGGAAUGGUAUUUCACCGUAUCGGAACCCUAGCACCAGCCCCAGCAGACGACCCGGUCUUUGCUCAGAUUCUAUUCCUGGCACCGACGGAACGCAUUGAAGCCCGACGAAGAUUCAACGGACCGCCUGAAGAAGUUCGACGUCUGGACUCAGCGUAUCAGCAGAUUGUUCCUCUGCUCGACGACAUGCUACGACAUCACAACAGGCGCGUCAAACUUUUCUUGACAGCACAAGAGUUCAUGGACAGUGAUGCGUCUCAUAUGCACCAGCUGCGUUUACUUGCACCGCGCAAUCGAGAUCCGAGAACCUACAACUUGCCGAUCCAAGACGAGGUGGCCGUCAUUCUACCCGGCCCGGAGACGAGACCGAGUACCGAUCUUCAAGAAGAGAGUUCGUCGUUCGGUUACGUCACCCGCCAAACAAUGACGGCCGCGGAAUUCAACUUAUUCACGAUGGUCACCCUGCACUCAUCGCACUCACGUACCCGCUAUUGUUACCGUAUCGCGAAGACUGGUACCACGACAGAAUUCCCCUCAGCCAAAACACUUUCGCAAGGGAGGCAGCUCGUCGCGUGCGGGACGAAAACGGCGUCUUGCAACGCACAACGAAUAACACCAACGCCAACCCACAAACCGGAAGGGCCGGAUCCAAACGUGUGACGCAGAGCCAAUUCAACGCGUUUUACUUCCAUAUUUCAGUUACCCGACGUCGUUCCUUGAGGGCCGGUUGUUCCAGAUAUUUGUCGCGGACGCCUGGGCAUUAACUGAACAAGAACGGCUAUAUUGCAUGAGAACGAAUCAGCCAAAGCUCAGAGCCGAAGAGUAUUCGUCCCUUCAAGCAAGUCUGGCUGAAGGACUCGAUCCCGCGCAGAUUGGCAAAAGAGUCAUUCUACCGUCGUCACAUACUGGAUCGCCACGCCAAAUGGUCCAACUUUACCAAGAUGCUAUGGCCAUCGUUCGUGUUUUUGGUGCUCCGGACAUGUUCAUCACGAUGACAUGCAACCCUGCCUGGUCGGAAAUCGUCAACGCGUUGCUUCCUGGCCAAACCGCAUCCGACCGUCCCGACAUAGUAACACGGGUCUUUCACGGUAAAUUGAAAGCUGUUCUUGCGGAUGUAUUAGGCGUUCGUCGAGCGCCGGGAGUGUCUGGAAAGGUAUGUCAAUCGGCGCGGUCAAUAUAAAAUGGAUAGAAUGCUCACGUGUCUCAAUUCUUUGCGCAGGUCAUCGCAUAUGUCUAUGUUGUCGAAUUUCAAAAGCGCGGGUUGCCUCACGCCCAUAUCCUUUUGAUCAUGGAUCCACAAGACAAACCAAAAACAAACGACGACUACGACAAGAUAG
Molecule: messenger RNA, 2048 nt
Organism: Microbotryum saponariae
Lineage: Eukaryota; Fungi; Basidiomycota; Microbotryomycetes; Microbotryales; Microbotryaceae
Source: the annotation of a GenBank genome assembly